CUCGCUCAGGAUGAAGUGCAUCAAAAACUACCCACGAAGAGACACCAUCUCUUGGUUGGAGGAUGUUGAUCAGGAAAGGACGCGUUUCCUCUGUUUCUUAACCCGCCUCGUCUGUCCGUCUCUCAGUCUCACAGUGCAGGUAAUGCGCCCUCGAUGCCAAACGGGCUGCAGUGCGCACUGGCUGCACAUAUUGCGCGCCUUAUUAUUCUUCUUUGAAGAAGAUUACCCCGUCCCUGUUUGAGUGGGUUAUAUUGUUUUUUGUUCAUCACAGACACUAGAAGAAACAUGUCAAAAGCGACCAAUAAACUUUACUGGAGGCAGAAACUGAAGAACUGAGAGGAAUCUGAACACCUCGCUUUGCAGACUGAGAGUGACUUAUGGGGACUGUUGGUCAUGGAUACAGCAGAUCAACUGAACACGACUCAAGCUGAAGAGUCACGGCUUGAAUUCAACUCCAACUGCUGCUCGACAAUAGCAGCAAUAAAUGAGGAGGACUUUUUGAAGCUGGACGACAGCACAAAGCUGCUUGGAGUCCAGAUUAUUCUCAUCUUCGCCUACAGCACAAUCAUAUUGUUUGGAGUCAUUGGAAACUCCUUAGUGAUAUAUGUCGUCUAUAAGUUUAAAAAUCUACGAACGGUCACCAAUUUCUUCAUUGUAAACUUAGCAGUGGCGGACCUGCUGGUCAACAUGCUGUGUUUGCCCUUCACUCUUGUCUACACUCUGUAUGGCGAAUGGAAGUUUGGCCAGGUGUUGUGCUUCAUGCUGCCCUGUGCUCAAGGCAUGGCAGUGCAUGUGUCCACCAUCACCAUGAACGUCAUCGCCUUAGACCGCCACAGGAGCAUUGUCUACCACAUGGAGACCAAGAUGUCCAAAGACAUGUGUGCUUUGGUCAUUGUCAUCACAUGGGCUGUCAGUGCUCUGUUGGCCAGCCCACUCGCCAUUUUCAGGGAGUACGGGACAUUCGAUCUUUCACCGGACGAGUCUAUUCAGGUGUGUACAGAGAAGUGGCCAGGAAGCAGCAUGAACGGAACCAUCUACAGUGUAUCAGCACUCCUGGUUCAAUACGGUUUACCUCUGGCCAUCAAUUGUGUUGCCUACAUCCGCAUCUGGAAUAAGCUAAAGAAUCACAUGACUUGCGGAGGUCGAAAUGAUCGUCAUCAGCGCAGGAAGAAGACCACAAAGAUGCUGCUGACCAUGGUGGUGGUCUUCGCCGUCAGUUGGUUGCCUUUCCACGCGUUCCAGUUGGCUGUUGAUAUCGACAGCACUGUGUUGUAUAUGAAGGACUUCAAGCUGCUUUUCACUGUGUUCCAUAUUAUGGCUAUGUGCUCAACGUUUGUCAAUCCCAUCCUGUAUGGGUGGCUGAACAACAACUACAGGGCAGCCUUUUUGUCUGUGUUUAAGUGUGACCUGCCCUUCAGUCUAAGGUCAAGACGCUCCAAAGCGGCACAGAAAGAUGAAGACAGGGUUUGUACAGAUUGUAAAUCAACAAAUCUCUAAGUGGCCAUUUGGUUCGUUGAUCUUUUGUGGAAAUGUGGAGUACGUAUAUAUGUCAAAAUGAGGGAUGAUGAAAAUUUAAAAAAAGGGGUGCGACAACAACAAAGGUGGGUCAUACAAUCCCCCCAACCAAUUCUUGUCACUUUGGAAAUAUAACUGCUGGUUUAAAAUAUGUCCUGAAAACUGUUCUCUUGAUAUAUUGAACAAUUUAAAUCUCAAAUUUAGGCACAGAUGAUGUUUAUUUUUGUCCCCCUCACUCUGAUUUUCUCUUUGAACAUUGUUCUGUUACUGUUUCCACAGUGGAGAUGGGAGAAGAUUUAAACUGAUGUUGAUACAUUCGCCUGAGUCACCUUCAGUUAUUACUCUGAGCUCAGAGCAAUAAGGUGCAGCAGCAAGUGCUUUACACACUCAGAUUACAUACAGCCUGCCCCAUCUUAUUGGUAAAUGUUGUGGCUGUGUGCGUUCUGAAAGAAUACCUGUAGACUCUUCGCACGGAUUGAAAAAAAUGAGUUAAAAACAUCAGUAAUCAAAUCAUCUACAUGGUUAUUUAAAGAUACAUUGCCCUAAAAAGUAGCUUGAACACUGGCCAAAUAAGAUUUGUAGUAAAGAUGCAAAUAUAGAAAAUCAGGUGUUUAUAAAGAAAACUAAACAUGAGGUUUACAAAGUAUUUGUGUGUGUGUGUGUGUGUGUGUGUGUGUGUGUGUGUGUGUGUGUGUGUGUGUGUAUGUGUGUGUGUGUAUGCUAUUGUUUUUUCCACUUCCUUGUGUCUUCACCACUUCUGAAGACUACACUCCCAAGGCUACUCCCCUUCGCUUAAAAAUUAACAAUGUAUAACUCUCCUUUUUCUGACCCCUCUCCUCCCCCUAAUAAUUUCCAUACAGUCCUUUAGUAGAAAAAAAGGUCAUAUCUGAGCCACGUUAUAAAGCUGUUAAAUUUUGUAUUUCAACAUGAUACGAGUGAGCGUUUGUAACACAAAAGUCCUUUUCUAUGAGGUGUUUACAUGAUUUUGCAUCUCAUCUCUACAACUACUGUUUCAAGCUAUCAAUAGAUUUGCAUCAUAUGUUCUCAAAAUGUAGAAGUCGUGCUCAUGAGUUCCCACACCUCAAGUCAAUUAUGUUUUUCUCUCCAUUCUGUAAAUGUCUUAAGACUCAUUAUCACUGCCUGACAUGCAGGAUCAUUUCUUGUUGAUUAACGUAUAAAUACCCCUAUAAAUAUAUUGCAGUCUGUAACAUCCUCAUAGUGUCAUUUGAAGUCUUUGCAGAGAGGCGUACAGUCAGAACAGCUAGACCUCGAUAUCAGUAGAGAACAUAGUACAUUAAAUACUCAGAGAUUAUAAUUUAGUCCAUCUGUCUCUCUGUCAAUUAUUAAAUCAUCUGGGGAACGGUGAUUAGGAUAUUUGACAUUGCUGUUUCCUUUAAGAGCAUUUCCACUUGAGCUGAAUAAUGUUUUAUAAUUUUACAUGUAAUAAUUGUAGCGCUGCAGAGAGAAUAUUUUCUUUUAACAUAGAAAAAUUAGUGAAUCACAAAAAAAUCCUGCACGUCUGCACAAGUCAUCCAUAUAUAAUGUAAACAAGAAGGACGGUGAUAUAUUGCUUUGCCUAACACCAUUUCUGAAAUAAAAACAUGCAAGUUUUUUCCAGAUUGAUUUGAAUGAAUGCCUGAAGCAGCUGAAAACACAAAGAUAUCUUAAAAUUGUGACCAUGAUACAUGGCUGAGAUUUUUCAGCUUAAAGAAGAGGCUCAAAUUUAAUAAAUCUGUUUCCAAAAUGCAUUAUAAUAAUUGAAUUGCAACUUUUUUGGCAGGGGAAUCAUCCUUGACAAUUCUUUCACUUUGUUAAAUUGCACUUGAAGUUUGAACAAGGGCAAAUGCCAAUUUUUCUGUAACACGAAAGCUUUUUCACAGCAACCUGGAUUUCAUCUUCAAAUGAAUAAUAUUAAAUGCUUUGCUCUGACAGUGUUCACACAUUUUUACAGGCUACAUCGCUGCAUAAUGUAUGUUAUUCAAACAUAGCUUAAUUGACCUGGCAUACUUGAUUAUACAUGUAUCAUUGUAUACCACUGCGGUAUUGUUACGACCAGUGGUAUCAUUUAAAAU
This is a messenger RNA of Larimichthys crocea (large yellow croaker), 3587 nucleotides long. It is a transcript of the gene npy2r, whose product is annotated as neuropeptide Y receptor Y2. The record is from RefSeq and is a predicted model, not a curated record. Lineage: Eukaryota; Metazoa; Chordata; Actinopteri; Sciaenidae. Gene Ontology annotation, biological process: G protein-coupled receptor signaling pathway. Bases 394 to 1497 code for a protein of 367 amino acids. The transcript has 2 exons. Gene Ontology annotation, cellular component: membrane. Gene Ontology annotation, molecular function: neuropeptide Y receptor activity.